Fimicolochytrium jonesii is the source of this 2087-nucleotide messenger RNA. RefSeq names its product FAD-binding domain-containing protein. The record is from RefSeq and is a predicted model, not a curated record. NCBI's taxonomy places the organism in Eukaryota, Fungi, Chytridiomycota, Chytridiomycetes, Spizellomycetales, Powellomycetaceae. The transcript has a single exon. Gene Ontology annotation, cellular component: plasma membrane. Bases 104 to 1861 code for a protein of 585 amino acids. Gene Ontology annotation, molecular function: oxidoreductase activity.
CGACUUGCACGCACCCACCGUCCGUUCGUUGUCAAAAAAACAUUCUCAACCCGUCGGAUCUCUCCCCCAGGAAGAACGACUUUCAAACACCGUCUCUCCCAAUAUGUCUUCUUUAGAGGAGCUGGUAACGGCAAGGGCGGCUCCGGGAGAUUCAUCAGGCCCCGUGGAAAACAUCAGGUUGAGGCCAUACAAUCAGACGUUGUACGAGCGGCGCAAAAGCUCCGCUUCACAACAACAGCAACAGCAACAGCAAUCGAAUUGGGAAGCCCAUUGGGCACUCCGCCGUCAGCAGUAUCUUCGUCCAUUGCUGCAACCUGUCCCAUGGAUUCUGCCGCGUUUCGGGAUCCGCACCUCAUACGGUGAAGCUGGAUUCUGGACCCUCUAUACAAUUGUCUGCAUCGCUAUUCUUGUUGCUAUGCUGCCCGCGGCCAUCACCUUUCUCCCGGAUGCAAAUUCCACUCGUCACCACAAUGAUGACAACCCGGUCAACGAUCCUGCCAGUUCACUAGGAACCCUCGGAACCCUUCUGAUGACAUUGGCACUAUUGCCCGUCAGCCGCAACGGAAUCCUCACCCUCUUGCUCAACCUAUCAUUCGAACGUGGAAUCAGAUUUCACCGCUGGCUAGCGUACGUCGCUAUCGGCUUCAUCAUCGCGCAUGGAGCCGCCUACAUCGGCUUUUACGGUCGGACCAACGUCUCUCCUGACGGCAUAGGGAGCCUGCUCUGGGACGGCGUAUUCAGCGUCAACUUAAGCGGGUUCAUUUCGUUGUGCUGUGCCGUUGCCCUCGCUCUAACCUCGCUACCAUGGAUCCGUCGCCACAUGUUCGAAUUCUUCUACCGCGUCCACAUCCCGCUGUUCCUAGGCUUCGUAGUGUUUGCGGCCAUCCACCGUGGGACAGCAAUCGGCAUCCUCGCCGUGCCCAUCCUCAACUGGGCUCUCGGCGUCGCCUUCCAAAUCCGCAGCGUCCGCAAAAAAGCAAAAAUGCUCUCCCUCAAACUCCUGAAAGACGGCGUCACCCGCCUCGAAUUCGACAAGGAGAAAUUCAACUAUCAUGCCGGACAGUACGUCUUUAUCUGCAUACCCAAACUCAGCUGGUUCGAAUGGCACCCUUUCUCCAUCAGCACCUCCCCGCACGACCAGCACGUCUCCCUACACGUCCGCACCCUUGGUCCCUGGACAGCCUCGCUCGCCAAACUCGCCGUAUCUCUCGAACAACAGCCCGCCGGCGAACCCCUCCCUAUCCUCCUCGUCGACGGCCCCUACGGCACCAGCACGAUCCCUCUCAACGAAUACAAGAACUUCCUCCUCAUCAGCGGCGGCAUCGGCGUCACCCCCAUGCAAUCCAUCUACAACGACCUCGUCCGCGACUGGCGCGCCGCACACCGUGAGUUGCGUCACUGCCGGUUCAUCUGGUCCGUCCGCGCGACCGGGGCGUACGAUUACCUCCUCGACGAAGAGACCCAGCGGUCGCAUAGCAAGCACAACGGGCUGGGCGUGCUGCCCCCGUUCCAUACACCGAUGCUGUUGGAUGAGUAUCAUGCGAACCGCGCCGCGAGAGGUGAAACACAACCCACCAACGAAGCCCCCGUUCUCGCAACAGAAUUCUACCUCACCAGAGGCGAUGUCGCAGCAGUGCAGGAACAAGCCACGGAGGAAGGGAGGCAACUGUGGGUUCGGCCAGGCCGACCGGAUUUGAAUGCGGCGUUUGAGUUGAUGAGAACCCAGCAUGGCGGGGAACGGAGGUGUGCGGUUUUGGUGUGUGGACCGAGGGGGUUGGUGAGGGAGGUGAGGAGGAAAUGUUUGGAGUUUGGGAAUGCGGGGAUGGAGUUUGAUUUGCAUGUGGAGACUUUUGAACUGUGAGCAGUGGGACUCUGCAUGUGGAUACUGUAUAUAGGCCGAGUGACUUUCAUCCCCCUAAUUCUUUGUAUAUACUCCUUUGUACAUCCCCUCCUUGUCUUACCAUAUCGUCUGCCCCUUUCAACUUUUCGGACUGUUUACCCAGCUGGUGUCGUCACGGUAAGAUUUGCAAACCGUCCUAUGGUGGUUCUUCCCUCCCGCUGCCUCCAAGCUUGAACGACGCUGGGAG